Molecule: messenger RNA, 320 nt
Organism: Temnothorax curvispinosus
Lineage: Eukaryota; Metazoa; Arthropoda; Insecta; Hymenoptera; Formicidae
Product: odorant receptor 22c-like
Exons: 3
Coding region: 38-304 (88 amino acids)
Biological process (GO): sensory perception of smell; detection of chemical stimulus involved in sensory perception of smell
Cellular component (GO): plasma membrane
Molecular function (GO): olfactory receptor activity; odorant binding
Source: RefSeq, a predicted model, not a curated record
UGGCCUACAAGCAUGUUACUUGGCAUUAGGUGUUCUUAUGUUAUUUACAUAUACGUUUCUCUAUUGCGGUGCAGGAGAACUUGUAACAGGACAAUGUGAAGCUGUAUAUCGUGCAAUAUGUGAUCUUGAGUGGUACAAAUUGGAAUCAAGAAAAGCGAGGAAUCUUAUUUUAUUAAUGGUACGAGUCAGCAAACCGUUUUGCAUCACUGCAGGAAAAAUUUUUCCCUUAACAAUGGCUACAUUUUGCAGCCUUUUAAAAACGUCGGCUGGAUAUAUAUCGUUUUUGCUAGCAAAGGGAAGUUGAAAAUUACGUUAAUAUA